Thyridium curvatum is the source of this 1677-nucleotide messenger RNA. RefSeq lists its product as uncharacterized. Gene Ontology annotation, molecular function: iron ion binding; heme binding; monooxygenase activity. The record is from RefSeq and is a predicted model, not a curated record. Bases 1 to 1677 code for a protein of 558 amino acids. NCBI's taxonomy places the organism in Eukaryota, Fungi, Ascomycota, Sordariomycetes, Thyridiales, Thyridiaceae. The transcript has 4 exons.
AUGGCCAUCCUUGCGAUAGGAGGAGCCGUGGUACUCUUCGCGAUACCAGCCUACACGCUCCACUCCGCGAUCUGCCUCUUUCAAAACUACCAGAUCGCACGCAAGCUCGGCGUGCCGGUGCGCAUCAUCCCUGUCGACCACAUCAACCCGCUCUGGACGAUCGUCAGCGGGCGUGUGGCAGGCCUGCUGAAGAAGCUGCCGUUUGGGCUCGGCGACAACACCAUCACCAGGUACAACUACCUGGGCUUCGACAUCCCGCUGCGGUGGAAGGCCCACGAGGAUCUCGGCGAUGUCUUCAUCCUCUGCUCGCCGGCCAUGAUCUGGCUGUAUCUGGGCCACCCGGACGACAUUACUUCCAUGCUGAAGAGAAACGCCGAUUUCCCGCACAACUCUGAACUCACGGCGAUGCUCGAUGUUUUCGGGCCUAGCAUCGGCUCUGCUCAAGGUGCACACUGGAAGAAGAUGCGGAAGCUCAUGGGCUCGUGCUUCAAUGAUCCCACAUUCGAACUCGUCUGGCGGGAGAGUAUCGCCCAAGCCAAGGCUCUGGGACAGUACUGGUGCUCCCAGUCAACAGUCAAUACAGUCGACCACGACACGCGCACCCUGUCUCUCAACGUCAUGUCCAGGGCCGGGUUCGGCAAGUCUUAUGCGUUCAAAGGUCACCAUGAAGCGCAGGUCAAGCUCAAGGGAACCUCUCUGAGCUACAAGGAGGCGCUCCAGUCCAUCCUCGAGAACAGCAUCAUGAUCAUGGUGCUGGGGACCAAGUUCCUUGCCAAACCGUGGCUGCCUCAUGCGUUCAAAGACCUGCAUGAUGCCUGCACUGCUUUCGAAGCGUACAUGACAGAGCUAUACGAGAAGGAGAAGCUGGCUUCUGCCGAGGGAAGGGUCUCUGAGCGGAACUUGAUGACCUCGCUCGUGCGGGCUUCUCAGCAGGAGAAGGGAAGCAUGAGCGAGAGCGAGAUCUACGGAAACAUGUUCGUCUUCAACUUCGCCGGCCACGAUACGACAGCUCACACCUUCGUUUGGAUCAUGUACUUCCUAGCUGCAAACCCUAAAGUGCAAGACUGGAUAAAUGAAGAGGUUGAGCACGUCCUUGGCACACGUCCGGAGCAAGAAUGGGACCUCAAGGCGGAUUUACCACGUCUCAAGCGCUGUCUCUCGAUUGUCUUCGAGACUCUUCGCCUGUACUCGCCGGUCGGGAUGGCAAAGUGGACCGAUCGAAACGCAACGACACUGCAACUAGUCGAUGGAAGGACAUUGCACAUCCCGCCAAAGACAAUGGUCGUUCCAAGUCAUAUCUCCGUGCAGUCCGAUCCGAGGUUCUGGGGCCCAGACUCGCUCACAUGGCGGCCGUCACGGUGGAUCCAGUCAGAAUCGGCCAGCGAUUCGCCCAACAUCGAUGAUGAGAUGCUUUUGACGCCCCGUCGUAGCACAUUUCUAGGCUGGUCCGAUGGCGUGCGUGACUGCCCCGGCAGAAAGUUCGCUCAGAUCGAGGCUGCCGCGACCAUCGCCACCGUGUUCAAGGACUGGCGGGUGAGCCCUGUCACCAGACCGGGAGAGACGCUCGGAGCAGCCAAGCAACGAGUGCUGGAUUUCAUCGAGGAAAAUACUGGGCAGGUCUUGUUGGUGCAACUGCUCCAUCCUGAGCGAUGUCCUCUGCGGUUUGAGAAGAGGUAG